GCGGGGGGUGCGCCGGCGGCGGAGGGCGGCGGUCCUGGCUGCUCGGUGGCCUCAGAGCUCGGCCGGCUGUGCGCGGCUCGCAGGCCCUGUCCGCUCCGCGCCUCCGCCCGCGCCCGACAUGCGCCCCGCCGCCCGGGCGUAGCGCGGCGCGAGCGCGCAGCCCGCGGGAUGAGCGCGGCCGGCGGCCGGGGCAGCGGGUGUCCGCGCCCGCGGCCGGCGCCCGGCAGCCUGCUGGCGGCGGCGCUCUGCCUGCUGGCCGUCACGGCCGUGUGCGGGGCGGACGCCGCGCCCAUGAGCCGGGAGGAGAAGCAGAGGCUCGGGAAUCAAGUACUGGAGAUGUUUGACCAUGCCUAUGGUAACUACAUGGAACACGCCUACCCAGCGGACGAGCUCAUGCCGCUGACCUGCCGAGGCCGGGUGAGAGGCCAGGAGCCCAGUCGUGGGGACGUGGACGACGCCUUGGGGAAGUUUUCCCUGACACUCAUCGACUCUCUGGACACUCUUGUGGUAUUAAAUAAAACAAAAGAGUUUGAAGAUGCGGUGAAAAAAGUUCUGAGAGACGUUAACUUGGAUAAUGAUGUGGUUGUGUCAGUGUUUGAAACAAACAUCCGAGUUCUUGGGGGCCUCCUGGGGGGACACUCCCUGGCCAUCAUGCUGAAGGAGAAGGGGCAGCACAUGCAGUGGUACAGUGGUGAGCUCCUGCACAUGGCCAAGCAGCUGGGCUACAAGCUUCUCCCGGCCUUCAACACCACCAGUGGCCUGCCCUAUCCCAGAAUCAAUUUAAAGUUUGGCAUCAGGAAACCCGAAGCUCGGACGGGCGCUGAGACCGACACCUGUACGGCCUGUGCGGGCACUUUGAUCCUGGAGUUUGCUGCUUUGAGUCGGUUCACUGGAGCAACCAUCUUUGAGGAAUAUGCAAGAAAAGCUCUAGAUUUUCUUUGGGAAAAAAGACAGCGAAGCAGCAAUUUAGUGGGAGUGACUAUCAAUAUUCAUACAGGAGACUGGGUUCGCAAAGACAGCGGCGUUGGAGCAGGGAUCGACUCUUACUACGAGUAUCUGCUGAAGGCCUAUGUCCUGCUGGGAGACGACAGCUUUCUGGAAAGGUUUAAUACACACUACGAUGCCAUCAUGCGGUACAUCAGCCAGCCCCCGCUGCUGCUGGACGUGCACAUCCACAAGCCCCUGCUGAACGCGCGCAGCUGGAUGGACGCCCUGCUGGCCUUCUUCCCCGGCCUGCAGGUCUUGAAGGGGGAUAUCAGACCUGCUAUUGAAACUCAUGAGAUGCUGUAUCAGGUGAUUAAAAAGCACAACUUCCUCCCGGAGGCGUUUACCACCGACUUCCGGGUGCAUUGGGCCCAGCAUCCUCUGAGGCCGGAAUUUGCCGAGAGCACCUACUUCUUAUAUAAAGCUACAGGGGAUCCUUACUACCUUGAAGUAGGGAAAACACUUAUUGAGAAUUUAAACAAGUAUGCUCGAGUGCCUUGCGGCUUCGCGGCCAUGAAGGAUGUGCGCACUGGCAGUCAUGAGGACAGAAUGGAUUCUUUCUUCUUGGCUGAGAUGUUUAAAUAUCUUUACCUGUUGUUUGCUGAGAAGGAAGACAUCAUCUUUGACAUUGAGGACUACAUCUUCACCACGGAGGCCCACCUGCUGCCUCUCUGGCUCUCGACCAGCAAGCACAGCGUCCCCAGGAGGAACACGACCUCAGAAUAUACGGAACUGGAUGACAGUAAUUUUGACUGGACGUGUCCCAAUGCGCAACUCCUAUUCCCUAACGACCCGCUGUACGCACAGAGCAUCCGGGAGCCCUUGAAGAACGUGGUGGAUAAGAGCUGUCCACGAGGCAUCAUCAGAGUAGAGGAGAGCUUCAGGAGCGGAGCUAAGCCCCCUCUGCGAGCCAGAGAUUUCAUGGCCACUAACCCUGAGCACUUAGAGAUCCUGAAGAAGAUGGGGGUGAGUUUGAUUCACCUCAAAGACGGGCGAGUCCAGUUGGUCCAGCAUGCGAUCCAAGCCGCCAGCUCCGUGGACGCUGAAGACGGGCUGAGAUUCAUGCAGGAGAUGAUGGAGCUGUCGAGUCGGCAGCAGAAGGAGCAGCAGCUGCCCCCACGCGCCGUGCAGAUCGUGUCCCACCCGUUCUUUGGCAGGGUGGUGUUGACCGCGGGGCCAGCUCAGUUUGGCCUGGAUCUGUCUAAACAUAAGGGGACACGAGGCUUUGUUGCCAGCAGCAAGCCGUACAAUGGGUGCUCGGAGCUCACCAACCCGGAGGCUGUCGUGGGGAAGAUCGCACUGAUGCAGAGGGGACAGUGCAUGUUUGCCGAAAAGGCACGCAACAUCCAGAAUGCGGGGGCCAUCGGCGGCAUCGUGAUUGAUGACAACGAGGGGAGCAGCAGCGACACGGCCCCUCUGUUCCAGAUGGCUGGGGACGGGAAGGACACGGACGACAUCCAGAUCCCCAUGCUCUUCCUGUUCAGCAAAGAGGGCAGCAUCAUCCUGGAGGCCAUGCGGGAGUACGAGCAGGUGGAGGUGCUGCUGUCGGACAGGGCCAGGGACCGAGAUGGCGAAAUGGACAGUGAGGAGCUGCCGUCUCCCGACCAGGAGGCCCCGAGUCAGAGCACGGAGCAGGUGCCCACUGUCCCACAGACGCUCGACGAAGCUCGUCUGGACCCUGCGGGGGAAGGCCCUGGUGCCUCCCCGCCAGAACCACUGUCUCCCACGGACCCAGAGCCGGACCUGGAACCAGACCCAGGCACGGGCGACGUGCCCUCCGGGCAGACUGCUCACGCCCCCGAGGCCCAGGAGCCCGACAGUCUUGAUGGCGAGUGCACAGAAGGCGACCCCAGCCAGCCGCGGGAACAGUCAGAGCCUGAGGACGAAGCCACUGCUCAGGCCAGCUGGGGUGACAAGGCCCAGCCCAUAGACUCCAUGUUAGCCGACUGGAGUGAGGAUAUAGAAGCAUUUGAGAUGAUGGGGAAGGAUGAACUCUGAUGGGCACAGCGCCUGGGUAGGUAUGUGACAGGAAAGGUAAA
Messenger RNA from Ochotona princeps (American pika), 3023 nucleotides. RefSeq names its product ER degradation enhancing alpha-mannosidase like protein 3 (gene EDEM3). The record is from RefSeq and is a predicted model, not a curated record. The transcript has 20 exons. The coding region runs from base 169 to 2982 and encodes 937 amino acids. Gene Ontology annotation, molecular function: mannosyl-oligosaccharide 1,2-alpha-mannosidase activity; calcium ion binding. Lineage: Eukaryota; Metazoa; Chordata; Mammalia; Lagomorpha; Ochotonidae. Gene Ontology annotation, biological process: endoplasmic reticulum mannose trimming; carbohydrate metabolic process; mannose trimming involved in glycoprotein ERAD pathway. Gene Ontology annotation, cellular component: endoplasmic reticulum; membrane.